Molecule: messenger RNA, 1383 nt
Organism: Saprolegnia diclina VS20
Lineage: Eukaryota; Oomycota; Saprolegniomycetes; Saprolegniales; Saprolegniaceae
Exons: 5
Coding region: 30-1265 (411 amino acids)
Cellular component (GO): cytoplasm
Molecular function (GO): oxidoreductase activity
Source: RefSeq, a predicted model, not a curated record
CAGUUUGCACUUUGCAGCAUUGCGCAACGAUGGCCAGUAGCAAGGUACGCGACGUGCUCAUCGUCGGCGGCGGCGUCAUGGGCUGCUCGACCGCCUACCACUUGGCCGCCAAGGCCACCGGCUCGCUGCGCAUCACGGUCCUCGAGCGGAGUUUUGCGUACAAGCGCACGUCGGCCGUGCUCUCGGCCGGUGGCAUCCGCAUGCAGUUUUCGGAAAAACCCAACAUUGAGAUGAGCCAAUACGGCCUCUCAUUCUUACGCAACGCGCCCGAGACGCUCGCCGUGCCCGGCCACGACCCGGUCGACGUCAACUUUGUGGAGAACGGGUACCUCUUUCUCGCGACCGAGAAGGGCCGGUCGACGUUGGCCAACAACCACGCAGUCCAGCGAUCGGUGGGCGCGCCCGUCGAACUCUUCACGCCCGAGAAGCUCUCGCAGCGCUUUCCGUGGCUCGAGACGGCCGACGUUGUUGCUGGUGCGCUCGGCGUCCGCGACGAAGGCUGGUUUGAUCCCUGGGCGUACCUCACGGGGCUCAAGCGCAAGUGUGCGCACCUCGGUGUCGAGUUUAUCGAAGGCGAACUCGACGGCCCGAUGACGGUGGCCAACGACACGAUCGAGCGCGUCAACAUCCAGACCACAUGUGGUGACACUCUUAGCGUCACGCCCGGUCACGUGGUCAAUGCCGGUGGCGCGUGGGCGCAAUGGACCGCGUCGGCCGCCGGCGUCAACGAUUUGCCCGUCCGCGCGAGAAAACGCACCAUUUUUGUGUUUCAGUGCCCCGAAGCCGCUAAAUGGACGGGUGACGCGUGCUCGCCGCUCGUCGUGGACCCGUCCGGCGUCUACUUUCGUCCAGAAGGCUGCUCGGGGCAGUUCAUCUGCGGUGUCUCGCCCGAUGCGGACAGCGACCCGGACUGCGAGAGCGACGACUUGCUCCAACCCGACUAUGACCUCUUUGACGAUGUCAUUUGGCCCACGAUCGCCAACCGCGUGCCAGCGUUCGAGGCCAUCAAGAUGGUCAACGCCUGGGCGGGGUUCUACGACUACAACACGUUCGACCACAACGCUAUCAUUGGCAAGCACCCGGACCGCAAGAACCUCUACUGCAUCAACGGGUUUAGCGGCCACGGCUUGCAGCAGUCGCCGGCGGCCGGGCGCGGCGUCGCCGAACUCAUCCUCGACGGCGGCUACACGAGUCUGGACCUCUCGUGCUUUGGCUUGGAGCGCGUCCGCGCCAACCAGCCGUUUUUCGAAAAAAACAUUGUGUAGUGCGUCUCGACUAGACUAGAUGAGAGCCUCGCAUUCGGCCACCGCUUGCCGCUAUGCUAGCCUGUAAUUGGAAUGAUUAGACGUAAUUCGUGUGAAAGUUACCUUGCUAUCGUGGGCA